AUGGCCACAAGAUGCUUUUUGGACAAAAGGACCACUCUGCUCUUGUGCUCUCUUCUGCUUCCCGCCUGCGUCAGAGCUUCCUCUGCAGGCGCCGUCGAUGAAAAACAGCUCACCGAGACUCCCACUUGGGCCGUUGCCCUCGUCUGUACCUUCUUCAUCCUUGUCUCCGUUCUCCUCGAGAAGGCUCUUCACAAAGUCGCCACGUGGUUGUGGGAGAAACAUAAGAACUCUCUGCUUGAAGCCUUGGAAAAAAUAAAGGCCGAGCUGAUGAUUCUAGGAUUCAUUUCCUUGUUACUUACCUUCGGAGAGCAUUACAUUGUCAAGAUUUGUAUCCCUGAAAAGGCUGCUGCAACUAUGCUACCUUGUCCUUUUCAUGACCAAGACAAGACCCACCGCAGACGUCUAGCUGCUGCCGCCAUCUCUUCCACCUGCAAGGAGGGACAUGAACCACUCAUACCUGCCAAGGGCUUGCACCAGCUGCACAUUCUAUUGUUCUUCUUGGCUGCUUUUCAUAUUCUCUACAGUUUCAUCACCAUGAUGCUCGGCAGGCUCAAGACCCGUGGCUGGAAAAAGUGGGAGCAGGAGACAUUCUCUCAUGAUUACGAGUUUUCAAUAGAUCCAUCAAGAUUCAGGCUCACUCAUGAGACGUCCUUUGUCAGACAACAUUCCAGUUUCUGGACAAAGAUCCCCUUCUUCUUUUAUGUUGGGUGCUUCCUACAGCAGUUCUUUCGAUCUGUUGGGAGAACCGACUACUUGACUCUGCGCCAUGGCUUCAUAGCUGCCCAUCUAGCUCCUGGAAGAAAGUUCGACUUCCAGAAAUACAUCAAAAGAUCAUUGGAAGACGAUUUCAAGGUGGUAGUUGGAAUAAGUCCACUCCUGUGGGCAUCGUUUGUGAUUUUCUUACUGCUGAAUGUUAAUGGCUGGGAGACAUUGUUUUGGGCGUCAAUCCUGCCUGUACUUAUCAUUUUAGCCGUCGGUACAAAGCUUCAAGCGAUCCUAACACGAAUGGCUCUGGAGAUCACGGAUAGACAUGCAGUUGUUCAAGGGAUACCUCUUGUGCAUGGUUCAGACAAAUACUUUUGGUUAAAUCGCCCUCAGCUGCUGCUCCAUCUUCUCCACUUCGCCUUGUUUCAGAAUGCUUUCCAGAUAACAUACUUCUUCUGGAUCUGGUAUUCCUUUGGGCUAAGAUCUUGCUUCCACAAGGAUUUCAAACUUGUCAUUGUAAAACUCUGUCUUGGCGUAGGAGCUUUGAUUUUGUGCAGCUACAUCACGCUUCCAUUGUACGCACUGGUUGCUCAGAUGGGUUCACACAUGAAGAAAACUGUGUUUGAUGAGCAAAUGGCAAAAGCGUUGAAGAAAUGGCACAUGGCAGUGAAGAAGAAGAAAGGCAAAGCGAGAAAGCCACCAACAGAGACCCUUGGUGGUUCUGGCAGUGUCAGUACCUCCUCUACUUCAGCUUUUUACGCCUCUGGAGCCACUCUACUCCGCUCCAAGACCACCGGUCAUUCGACAGCCUCUUACAUGAGUAAUUAUGAAGACCAAAACAUGUCUGAUCUUGAAGCUGAGCCGUUAUCUCCUGCACCUAUUGAGGGGCAUGCUAUCGUCAGGGUUGGAGAUCAGACCACAGAGAUGGAAUAUACUGGAGAUAUUAGUCCUGCAAACCAAUUCUCCUUUGUGACGCCUGUUCGUCCUAAUGAUAUAGAUUAA
This is a messenger RNA of Arabis nemorensis, 1707 nucleotides long. Lineage: Eukaryota; Viridiplantae; Streptophyta; Magnoliopsida; Brassicales; Brassicaceae. The record is from the annotation of a GenBank genome assembly.